Messenger RNA from Penicillium lagena, 993 nucleotides. RefSeq names its product YeeE/YedE family protein. The record is from RefSeq and is a predicted model, not a curated record. Bases 1 to 993 code for a protein of 330 amino acids. Gene Ontology annotation, cellular component: plasma membrane. NCBI's taxonomy places the organism in Eukaryota, Fungi, Ascomycota, Eurotiomycetes, Eurotiales, Aspergillaceae. The transcript is spliced from 2 exons.
AUGUUCACUCCAAUUCACACCUCGUUCGGCGCCCUGCUGCUCUUCCAGGGCUCAUCUGGCCUGCUCCUGCACAACGGCGCCGUUUUUGGCAUCUCCUCCCUGCUGUCGGGAUGCGUCUUCAACCCCAGUCGGGACAACGUCCCCAUAAUCGCGGGGCUAGUCUCCAGUAUUGCUCCUGUCUUCCUUCUAACGCCCUCAUUGAUCCCUAGCUAUCCUCCUGCGCCGCAGUCGUUGGCCUCUGCGGCUGCUACCCUGGGUGUGGGAUUCCUCUUAGGCUGGGGAACAAAGAAUGGCCGGGGUUGCACGUCGGGCCACAUGCUCUGUGGACUUUCGCGGCUGUCGCCACGCUCGCUGAUCGCCACGGCUGUCUUCUUCACGACGGCCUUGCUCACGGCCAACUUUGCCUCAGGAGGUGCAAAUAUCCCUUCGUGCGGUGCCACGCCAUGCUACACUCCAAUUAACCCCUCGUUGUCGGAGCUGGUCUUCAUGGCGGCCGCGGCGCUGUUGGCGAGUAUCACGAACUUUGCGAUCGUCCCGCGGAUGCUCCAUCGAUCACCAGAAUCCAAGACGAUCUUCUCCUAUGUGGCGGGACUGGAAUUUGGCACGGGCCUGUUGAUUUCCGGGAUGGCGGAUUCGGCCAAGGUGCUCAGGUUCUUCGCCUUCCUGACUGACCUGUCUCGCUUUGAUCCUUCGCUAGCUUUGAUUGUCCUCUUUGGGAUCGGGCCGUCGUUGGUCACAUAUUUGAGCACGAAGCCUGGUCAAUCUCCAGAGAAGGGAAAGCCGCAGGCGAAACCUACCCUCGCAGAACAAUGGAGACUUCCCACCGCGACAGUGGGUGAUAUUGAUUGGCGAUUCAUGAUGGGUGCGGCAGCGUUCGGCCUUGCUUGGGGCUUAAGGGGUGUUUGUCCCGGUCCGGCGAUUUUGCGAGCCGUGCUUCAGCCGACCUGGGGCUUGGUGACGAUGGUCGGGUAUAUGCUGGGGAAUCUGCUCUAA